Molecule: messenger RNA, 720 nt
Organism: Gongylonema pulchrum
Lineage: Eukaryota; Metazoa; Nematoda; Chromadorea; Rhabditida; Gongylonematidae
Source: the annotation of a GenBank genome assembly
AUGAGCAGUUUGCAGGGUGUCACUAAAUGCUCACGAGGAAGCAGAGGAUCAAACGAUAGCGGCGUUUAUGGUAGUGAAUCUCAACCGCAAAUGAAUUAUCCUGGUCAUCAAGGUGGUGGGUACGCAAAUCAACUAGGCGGAUAUCCAGGCCAGCUGGGCGGAUAUUCAAGCCAGCAGAGCGGUUAUCCGGGCCAGUCCGUUGGAUAUCCACCUCAGCCGGGCAUGUAUCCCAGUCAACCAAGUGGCUAUCCAGGUCAACCCAGCGGAUAUCCAGGACAAUUCAGUGGGUAUUCAGGGCACGGAACUCCUCCGCCAAUUGGCUUCAAAGCGUCGGAUACAUAUUUGAACUCGGAUACCCAGCCUUCAACUGGUUUCAGUGUCCUCAGUACCACUGACCAUAUCGCAGCGUACUCCGACACUGUACGACCGGGUCAUCCCUAUAGUACACUUACCAGUUCUACGGUGUAUCCAUAUUCAAAUCAUCCGUGUCAUACAUCCGGUCCUGCCUACUCAAACCAUCCAUCCAGUCCGAGCUAUCCAUCCACAUGGCCGGCCCCUCGUAAUCCAUCUGGCCAUGCCUCACAGGUCCUAAACUCGAAUUAUGCAAAUUUUGGUGCGGGAUAUGGAUGGGAUCCAUCCGCACCACCAGCAACUGGUAACAGAUAUGGACGUUACCGCACGUUGCAACAGCAGUUCGAUAGCGCACAUUUAGGUAGGUAA